UCGCUGGCAGGCAGUGAGUGAAAGCUGCUUCUCACUGAUGAAACAGUCACACAGCAUUACACUCUCAGCGGAUUUUCUUUGAGCUACAAUGUUUCCCAGGCUAUUUUCUGUCAGCAAUCCUGCUUUCAAAUGUUUGCAAUCUUUCCACAACUAUGCGGCACGAGGGUUUGGCACUGCUUCUCUUGGUUCAGCAAAUUUAAAAGGUCGCAGUUGUCUGACAUUGAAAGAUUUCAACUCAGAUGAGAUCAAGAGGCUGCUGUGGGUGUCAGGAGACCUCAAGCAUCGCAUAAAGCAUGAAAAACAGUAUCUGCCUCUUCUGCAAGGGAAGUCAAUUGCUAUGAUAUUUGAGAAGAGGAGCACCAGAACAAGAAUGUCCACAGAAACAGGUUUUGCUUUGCUGGGUGGACACCCCUGCUUCCUUACCUCGCAGGACAUCCACCUGGGAGUGAAUGAAAGUUGCACAGAUACAGCUAGGGUGCUGUCAGGGCUCUGUGAUAUUGUCUUGGCCAGAGUGUACAGCCACACGACGCUGGAGGAGCUGCAAAAGGAGGCUUCCAUCCCCAUCAUCAACGGCCUGUCUGACCUCUAUCACCCCAUCCAGAUUCUGGCUGACUUCCUCACCUUACAAGAGCAUUAUGGAUCUCUGAGUGGACUGACAGUGAGCUGGAUUGGAGAUGGGAACAAUGUCCUCCACUCCAUCAUGAUGACUGCAGCCAAACUGGGAGUUCAUCUUAAGAUUGCCACACCAAAGGGGUACGAGCCAGAAAAGAGUGUUAUUCAAGAGGCACAAAAACUCUCCAAACAGCAUGGGACCCAGCUCCUUCUGACCUCUGACCCGAUGGAGGCUGCACAUGGCAGCAACGUUUUGGUCACUGACACCUGGGUCAGCAUGGGACAGGAAGAGGAGAAGAAGAAGAGGCUUAAGGACUUCAAAGGUUACCAGAUUACUAUGCAGACUGGAAGUGUGGCCAAACCAGACUGGACCUUCCUGCACUGUCUCCCUCGAAAAAUGGAGGAGGUGGAUGAUCAGGUAUUCUACUCAUCUCGCUCCCUUGUCUUCCCCGAGGCUGAGAAUAGGAAAUGGACCAUCAUGGGUCUGAUGGUUUCACUUCUGACAGACUACGCUCCGCAGACACAAAUGCCAAAGUUUUAACUUCGGGUCUUAAAGUGGAAUUAUAUUUGUGUGUCACGCUUCAUGACAAUCCCACUGCACGUACCUCUGCUGCAGCAACUGAUUUCUAGUUUUCACCCAGUCAUAAGCACCACAGCAAAAAAACUACAUGAAUUAUCCCAAAGAAACUGUGUUUACAUUGUUUAAUUGAAUGUGUGUGUGCGUUACUGUGUCUUCAGCUUUUUCCAAAUAAAUCAGAAACUUGCAGGACAAAAUACAAUCAGACCAAGCUGACCAAUCGCUGUUCUUCUGGCCUCCAGAUGGUAUCUGUGUGGACAUGUUAGCUGAUGCGUGUACAUUUUUGAGAAGGUUCACAUCAGUUGUUCUGCUUUAACACCUUCAUGCGCAAUUACCAAAUGCUUUGUUCAUACCACACUGCUAAACUGAUACACCACUGGUUUUCCACAAUAACGCUACAAAUCACACAUAUUGCACUUUGCAUUCAUGCAGAAUAUCUUCCAUAUUGUAAUGUGCAGUUCACAUUUGAAUCAAUACAGUAAGAAAAUCAACUUUGUCUUAUAAUCCACAUCAGCAGUAUGCAUCACGUUAAAUCUGUAGUUAGGACACAGUGGUGUGCCAGGGGUAUCCUUGGGGUCUUGUCCAACCCACCCAUGUUUCUGGCCUCUUUCUAAUAAAGGCAAACAAAAAGGG
This is a messenger RNA of Stegastes partitus (bicolor damselfish), 1822 nucleotides long. It is a transcript of the gene otc, whose product is annotated as ornithine transcarbamylase. Gene Ontology annotation, biological process: L-citrulline biosynthetic process. The record is from RefSeq and is a predicted model, not a curated record. The transcript has 10 exons. Gene Ontology annotation, cellular component: mitochondrion. NCBI's taxonomy places the organism in Eukaryota, Metazoa, Chordata, Actinopteri, Pomacentridae. The coding region runs from base 89 to 1153 and encodes 354 amino acids. Gene Ontology annotation, molecular function: amino acid binding; ornithine carbamoyltransferase activity.